UAUAAAAAAAAAACAUUUGUCAAUGUCAUACUUGUCGGAUUUGUAUUUUUACAUGCGUUUUAUUUUAAAUUGAUUAAAUUAAAAUUGUUUUACUUAUAACUGAUAUUCACACACAUUAUCAAUAAUGAAUUCUCUAAAGGCAAACAUGUCGCCCAGCUUCAAAAAUAUAGUCCCUAAGCCCAAGCAAUCACCUAUAGAACUAAAAGAAAAAUUGCGAAAGAAUUACAAAAUCAAAGUACAAAAAUGCCGUGGUGCUUUGAUAGACAGGUUGCGUGGAUCUCUUGAUGAAAAGGAACUAUGCGGUAAACUAACUGAAAUAUAUGCAAAUGAAUGUAAUGAUCAAAUUAUUGAUAACGAAGAAUUAGAACUGCUUGAAGAAAUACGGAAAGAACUUAUCCAAGAAGAAUUGGAUUGGUGGAUCAAGCAGUAUGAGACAUCUCACUUAGAUGAUAUUGAUUGGUCAGCUUUAGAAGAAGAAAAUAGUGUGAUAUGUCCUAUAUGUCUUAAAAAUAAUUUUACCUUCGAAAAUAAUAAUAACCUUUGCUGUACUAGUUGUAAUAUUUCAUUCAAAACAGACAUGUCAUUAUUAGAUGUUAAGAAAUCAAUUGAAGAUUCAUUAGAAAAACACAAUUUGGCUUGUAGUAGAGAAGCGCAAUUUACUAUUAUUCCUGAUACAGAAGAAAUACACAUGUAUAUUUUUUGUGAAUUUUGUAAGGAGAUGAAGUGUGUGAUAUAAUUUUGUUUGUUGAUAAUGGUCAAGCAGGAUUACAGUUCUUACAUAUAAGCUAACAAUGCUGGAAAGAAAGGACACUAAACUAAAUAACAAUAAUCUGAAAAUUGUCAGCAUAUGUUCUAGUCUACUCAUUAGGCAGAUUACACAAGAAGGAAUGUCUUAAAUACAAGUCAGUCAAAAACGUGGACAUGAAUACCCUUAAAUUUUGAAUGCCACUACCUUUUAGCAUGAUUUAUAAAACAUUUUCCUGUUAUCACAGCAAUAAGAUACAUAAGUUUUAUAAACAAUAAUUGACCAUUAUGUAGAUCUGAGUAUCUUAAUUCAUAAUAGUAUUUUUCACUAGGCAUGCAUAGGUAAUCUUAGGCUAUUCUAGUUAUUUAAACUCUUGUCUUGUGUCCAGUCUAUAGAUAAAUUGUCGUAGAAUGUUGUCACUACAGACUGAUGGGUAAUCCAUUCCUUUCUACAGUAUGAGAUGGUGAUUGGGAGGCUAAUAUUGUUGUGUGAUAAUAAUUAUUUUUACAGUGAUUUAAUCUGAAUAAAAAUCCUCACGGGAGUCUAUCUAUCUCGCUCACACUUUGCCGCUCUACACAAAACCGCUGGCGGGCCCCUCGGGCGGCGUGCUUUAUAAUUUCCCAUACAUGUUUUGUUCUUGCUACUUGCCGCGCCGAACCAAGUCGCCACUCAAACUUAGUGGCUAGGUCCUUAGGCAUAAUAUUUUCAAAAUAUAUCGUUCUUAAUGCACAUAACACACCAAAGUCGCCGCGUUACCGGUAGCGCUACAUUUAAAUAACAUUAUUUCUGUAGUUUAAGAUGGAUCAUUAAUUUAGUACAUCCAUGCCACCGAGGUAUGACUACGUGGCCUGUACAAGGGCAAGCCGCAUACAAGAAUCUAUGAAAUAAAAUUGGCGGACUCAGUGUGUAAAGUGUAUUUAAAUGUGAUUAUACUUCCACACAGCUAAAAGGAUACUAUAUUUAAUGGAAAAAUAGCUUCGUCGAACAGUAUAAAAUAUAUGAAACCACCGAUUUCAAUACAAUUGAAUUGUUUCGAUCUUAGGUGUAUUUUUGAUAAAUUCUUACCAUUUGAUUUUAUUAAUGUGAUAUUUCCCUUUAUUAGUUUUUCGAUACAUGCCUAUGUACAUGAGAAUUAUAAUUUCGUUUCUAAUAUAAAAUGUUUCCAAAAU
This is a messenger RNA of Manduca sexta (tobacco hornworm), 1914 nucleotides long. RefSeq names its product RPA-interacting protein. The transcript is spliced from 3 exons. The record is from RefSeq and is a predicted model, not a curated record. Bases 125 to 736 code for a protein of 203 amino acids. Gene Ontology annotation, biological process: protein import into nucleus. Gene Ontology annotation, cellular component: nucleus. Lineage: Eukaryota; Metazoa; Arthropoda; Insecta; Lepidoptera; Sphingidae.